AGCUGUCUUCCCAAGGGAAAGUUCUACAGACUUAGCAAUGGCAAACGCUACAAAGCAUCCAUCUGAUAACGCUGCUGCUUCCAAUCUCAUUUGGAUACGGAACGCGAACCAGUUGGAGAGCUUCCAUGUGGAUGGUUCUUUUGAUGUGCGGGGGAGGGUGGCACCAAAAGCCAAGAGCUUUGCCAUCAGCCUGGGUGCAAAUGCCUCAAACUUGAAUAUUUGCUUUAAGCCUGAUUUAACUAAAAGGAUUUUUACAUGCAAUUACAAAAAAGAUGGAAAGUAUGGUCAAGAGAUGAUUGGUCGUUCAUGCCCUUUCCACGAGGGAAAAGAAGUCGAGAUCCAUUUCUCCCUCGAGGCGACAGACAGUGGCUCCAUUGUUACUGUGUUCUUGCCUGACCACACUCAUUUUCGAUUCAGCAACCCAGUAGGAGUGAACUAUUACAAAUACGUGGCAGUGGAUGGAGACUUUCAGCACUAUCCUGACCGCUCGUAAUGAGUUCAGUUGUGCCAGCCCGUGCCUCUCUUCCGGCUGCAGAUGAGUCUGCCA
Eublepharis macularius is the source of this 547-nucleotide messenger RNA. RefSeq names its product galectin-1-like. The coding region runs from base 38 to 493 and encodes 151 amino acids. NCBI's taxonomy places the organism in Eukaryota, Metazoa, Chordata, Lepidosauria, Squamata, Eublepharidae. The record is from RefSeq and is a predicted model, not a curated record. The transcript has 4 exons. Gene Ontology annotation, molecular function: carbohydrate binding.